This is a messenger RNA of Clunio marinus, 1069 nucleotides long. The record is from the annotation of a GenBank genome assembly. NCBI's taxonomy places the organism in Eukaryota, Metazoa, Arthropoda, Insecta, Diptera, Chironomidae.
ACAGCCCACAUAGUGUUGUAGUAAAUAAUCAUAAAAAAUCUACAAUCAUUUCAUAAAAAGGUGGAAGCGUCCCAAAGUUUUUUUUAUCUACAUACAAACAACACGAAGAAAAUCAUUUUGAUAAAAUAAUUUUUAAGCUUUAAAUUAUGAGUGAAUUGGUGGAAGACUUUUUGGCACGUGAAAAAGACGGUCUUUCUGGACUAGAAAAAGAGAUUCCCUCAGCAUUCCAAGAAAAUGGUGACAUAAGUGCAAAUAAUUACUGUGAAGAUGAUCAAGACGAAUCAUAUGUUAAACCUCAAUCAGCUGAUGUACCUGAGAAGAUUCGAAAAUGGAGAGAAGAACAACAAACUCGAUUACACGAUAAAGACAUUGCCGAAGAGAAGGCGAAGAACAUACUUAGAAAACAAGCAGAAAAAGAACUCGAGGAUUGGUACAAAAGACAUGAAGAGACUAUAACGAAAACUAAAACGCUCAAUAGAAAUGCUGAAAAAGAAAAUAUUGCUGAAGCUGAUGAGAUAGAGCCUGGAACUGAAUGGGAAAGAAUCGCCAAGUUAUGCGACUUCAGUCAAUCUACAAAAGGUAGUAAAUCUGUCAAAGAUAAUAGUCGUAUGCGAAGUAUUAUUCUGCAGUUGAAGCAAUCUCCGAUGGAACGAGAAAAAUCUUAAUUCAUUAAUCCUCACUAAGUCAAACAAUACAAAUGGUAUUCCAGAAUCUGGUUAGAAAGAGAUUAGACUAUUUAUGUUGUGCAACUAAUUAAUUAGGUUUUUGUUUUUGUCUCUUCAAUGCUUGGUUGAAUGAGUUCAUAAUGAGUAUGAUUUUCAUUUAUCGAAUCAUAAGUUCUGUUAGAAUGAAAUAAGUAUUAAUAUUACCUAAUUAAGUUGAAAAAUCGUAACAAGAAUCUCAUUUGAUAAAAUUUUAUAACAUCCAUUAUUGUGUUAUUUAUUUAAAGAAGAAUGAUUUAGAGUUAUUUUUGUGUUGAAAACAAAGCUGUAAUGUAUCAAUGUAGAUUAAUCUUUUGCGCCUAAUAAAUAUUUCAGUCUAGUGAAACUAACUAUAAAAGUCGAAAAAA